UGCACCAGCAGCCUGGGAAGAAAAAUAGUUUAAAACGCAAAUUGUCUGCAAUGUUUCUAUACCUCUCAGGUGGAUCUGAUGUGCCUUGAAGUUUGAGAACUUUGGGUCUGGGUGGGGGAUGAUGGUGGCAGGGCUGAGGUCCUGGCAAUGGAAUUAGAGAGGAGAGUUCCCAGGGCAUGUGGGAAGCAGAGCCCACAGACCUUGGUGCACCCUCUGUGGUCCUGCCCUUGCCCCCAGGGGUCUUCCAGUCUGUCCUUCCUUCCUGUGGCAGGUGUGUGGUUCCCCCCUCCCUCUCUGGCUCCUUUCCUUACAAAUAAGCAGCUCCCAGCCCGGCCAUGGUAGUCAAGGUGGUUGCCACAGCAGUUGACAUCAGCGCUCUGGCCCCUGAGGAGCCUGUCACCUUCCUGCCUGCCGGAAGCGUGCUGCAGUACUGCUUCUAUGAGGAGUAGAGAGGAGGCAUUUGGAGCCUCCCGUCCUCACGUACACACACCCCAUUUUAAGAACUGGGAGGGGCCAGGAGUGGUGACAAGGGGACAGAGGGUGGGGGCUGGGGAGGCGGAAUCCUCAGGGGUAGCCUCUUCUCUUGGCAUCCAAGGCCCCAGCCCGCUUGGCUCCUAGAAGGCAGGAGCAGCAGGAGCAGCACUUGGGCCAUGGCAGAGGAUGGGCCAAGGCAGCUGGAGAUGCCGCUGGCUUUGGACCAUGACCUGACCAAGCAGAUGCGGCUGCGCGUGGAGAGCCUGAAGCAGCGUGGGGAGAGGCGCCAGGAUGGUGAGAAGCUGCUGAGGCCAACCGAGUCUGUGUACCGAAUCGACUUUACCCAGCAGCAGAAGCUGCAGUUUGAGCGCUGGAAUGUUGCACUGGACAAGCCGGGCAAGGUCACCAUCACGGGCACCUCUCAGAACUGGACACCUGACCUCACCAACCUCAUGACGCGCCAGCUGCUGGACCCCGCUGCCAUCUUCUGGCGCAAGGAGGACUCGGAUGCCAUGGAUUGGAAUGAAGCUGACGCCCUGGAGUUUGGGGAGCGCCUGUCGGAUUUGGCCAAGGUCCGCAAGGUCAUGUACUUCCUCAUUACCUUUGGCGAGGGGGUUGAGCCUGCCAACUUCAAGGCCUCUGUGGUGUUUAACCAGCUCUGAUGGUGGCCUCCCUGCCUCCCUGCUGCUCCUCCUCUGGUCCACUGCCCUCCCUCUAUCCAGAACUCCUUCUCCCCGGCGCAUUUCUGAGGAAAUUCUCCUAGCUGCUCUGCCUGUCCUGGGCUUGGCCAGAGGCCUCCUGAGCAACAUGUCUUUCCUCUCUGUGGUGCCCGUGCUCUGGCUCAUAGGAAGAUCCCAUAGCUCCGUGGUCUAGAAGCUGGACCAUUCGUUGCGACCACUGCUGUAAAUGAUAGGUAUCUUACCGGUGCUACUGGGGGCAGAGGGAAAGACCACAGGACUGCCUUCCCUGCUUUGUUAUGGUGGAAACAGACUGAAAGAAACCAAGAGAGAAAAAGACAGAGAGAGAAAGAGAGAUCCAAACCACCAGCCACCUGGCUUCCUCCAGGGACAGGGAGACUGAGAUGCAGGAUCAGCCUCCUCCUCCGGGAACCCAGCAAGCAAGUGCUUGCUGCCUGCUGGUCAUAGCAUCCUUUGCUGAAGCCCACGUCAGGAUUUGAACACCCAGCCCGAGGACCCAGGAAAGCACCGCUCCCAGCCUUUGGCUGGGGUGAUCCCCCAACACUUCAAAGCCCUCAGGACAUGGGGUAGUGUUGCUGCGGGUUGGUUUGGGUGGUGGGAUUGGCUGGCUUUGCACAACUAGCUGAGGUUCUUGUGGCUGCAGGCAUGGAGACAUGAAGGGAGGUAUGUCAAGUUGGGUGGAGAUCUAGCCACCAAUAUAUAUAUAUAUUGAGAGAGAGUAUGUGUGUGUGUGUGUGCUGUUAUUCAUACGGGUACAUAUUAGUGGUCUGUAUCUGCCCUACACACAAGUCAGUCCUUAGAUUAUCUGUUGUGUGAUUGCUGUUCACAUGUGGAUCUUGGCAGGGGCUUGGCUGACAUGACAGUGAUUGAAUUCCCUUUGGUGCAGCGGUUCCUCCUGGGAGAUUUUGUGGUUCAUACAGAAAAGGGAUAAACAGUUUAGUAGAGAGGGGUCCAGGACCUGGAGCUGGAGAUGGUGAUAUCUCCGGCUGGGAAGUCAGGCUUCUGUCAGCUCACUGUGGUGGAGGGCAGAUGUUUUGUCCUCCUGUAGUCUCUCUCAGCAUUUUCUGGGCUACUCUGGUGGGUGCGGAAGGCCUGAGGAACUUGCCUUGCUCAUCUGUCUCCUGGGUGAUGUUCAGAAGUGAGCUGGAGGCAGCAGUGGUAUGACAUUCGCCAGUGUCAUCUCUGAGGUCUUCGAGGUCAACCACUCACCAAACAGACCGGAUAUGGGGUGGGAGGCACAGUUAUCAGCAGAUUCAGUUCUAGCCCCAAGUUUCCUUCUACUUCACAUUGCACAGGUCCAGACCCCCUUUUGAGGAGGGGCCCGAUCUGAUGCCUGGCUGCAUCUAACAGCCUCUCAACAAGUGCCCCCCCAACACCCUGUCCCAAAGCCAGCCAUGUGUUUUGGCCCUGGCCUGUCAUGUGUCCAAGACAUUUCUCUUCCCAAAACAGAGCCAGAGCACUGCUGCUCGGGCCUGGGAACGAUGUGCUGAGAGCUGGGAGGUGGUGGAGUAGAACCGUCCCUGGUGACUAGGGCUGCUGGAAAGCGAGCCCCGGGGUGUUGGAGUGGAUGCUGGGGGAGGGGUUGGCUGAACGGUGAGUUCUGGUCCUUUGAAAUCCACAGCUCUGAGUGUUUUGGGGGCAUAACUUAGAGAUGGCUUUGCCCAUGGCCAUUGCUGCCUUAUUCCCCACUGAGGACUGGGAAAGACCAGACCUCUGGGCAGAGGCUCUACCCUUCUACGUGUUUGCUUGACCUCCCCCUGCAGCUCUAGGGACACUCUUGAUCCAGGCUGUCUGUCCUCCACCCUGUCCCACCCUGUCGGCCCUGUGGAGUCCCCAGUGCUCCUGCUGUUCUGCUGUGCCUGCUGCGUGUCCCAAUAAAGGCUGUGUGCCCGCGCCUUGGUGGUGUGUCUCAUUGUGAAUGCUGCUCCCCCCAGGAAUGCUGUGUCCUCUCUGCCUCCCACAUGCCCUGCCCCUUCCUGAUGCCAGCUUUCAGGGAUGAGGCCAGAGCAGCCAGGUGUCUGCAGACCCUACAUCAGGGUUUCACAGGUCUCCUGACUUUGCAACAAUAGCCUCAGACCAGCCUCUGGGAAGGGUGUGGAGGGAGUCAAGGGAGGCGAGGGUGACUGUGCAGGGGCAGGUGGAGCAUAAA
This is a messenger RNA of Fukomys damarensis (Damara mole-rat), 3321 nucleotides long. RefSeq names its product olfactory marker protein (gene Omp). The transcript has a single exon. The coding region runs from base 651 to 1136 and encodes 161 amino acids. Gene Ontology annotation, cellular component: axon; cytosol; nucleus. NCBI's taxonomy places the organism in Eukaryota, Metazoa, Chordata, Mammalia, Rodentia, Bathyergidae. The record is from RefSeq and is a predicted model, not a curated record. Gene Ontology annotation, biological process: signal transduction; sensory perception of smell.